AUGACAGCUGUCGCUACUCCUCGCGCACCCACGCCGCGCCCGAAAGCCCCCGCAACAGUCAGUUUCGCGAACGACACCACCUCCUUUGCCCCGACACCCUCGACCCCCGCUACCGAACGUCUCCGUCCGCAGUUGCAGAGCAAUCCUUCCGCUCGCCGAUCAAUUCGCGCAGCCCCUACCGACUUUCUCUCCGACAGGGCCACUGCCGCCUUCAUCCGUCGUGUCCUAUGUUCCCAACAGCUCUCCGAUAAGGAGAGAACCACCCCGCCCCCGAUUGAGGAGCUGCUGCCGCCCCUGACAAGUCGAAACGACGUCGACCUUCAGCUAUACGCCCUGAUUGCUGUCAUUUUGAGGGAAUACGUACAGGCCUGGUACAGCAAGAUCACACCAGAUGAGGCCUUUGUCGACGAGAUUGUCCAGAUCAUAGCCCAUUGUACCAGAGCUCUGGAACAACGGCUACGGAAGGUCGAUCUAGAAAGCCUGCUCUUCGACGAGCUUCCCGACUUGCUGGACAAACAUAUCGUCGCCUAUCGCGCAGCGCAUGACCCCGUAUUGGCGCCCUUGUCACCAAUACCACGGCCAGACCAACCAGAGACCGUUGCGAAGCAGCAAGAGAACGAGGCAAUCUACCGCCAAUUGUUGGUACAAGGCGUUUUGGCCGUACUGCUGCCAACCGAAGACCUCGAAAACGACUGCCUAACCUCCUUGGUCGGUCAAAUCUUCUCUGAGCUCAUCAUUGGCAAUGUCUUGGCCAAUCGGCUCUCUCAACCAUGGCUUAUUUACGAAUGCCUGAUUAUUCUCACGAGAGUCCUUGAACGGAAAUCCGAACCCCUUGAGGAAGAUGUUGCAGAGGCGGUGCAGGCCGGGUCAGCGGCUCCUCUACCUAGACCGGCUCGCCGCAGCUGGUCAAUCCAAGGGGUGUUCUGGUCUUUCGUACACUGGUGUUUUCUGUCAUUUGCAAUGAUACGCCUGCUUGUCAGCACUCUCGCCAUGUCUUCAUCCUUGCCUCCAAGAGCAGAUGUUGCCUACGAUGAGAAACACGAGUUGACGGGUCAGUUAUCAGAUUCAAAGACACCUGAUGCGCUCACGGGCUUGGACGAAGCACAGCCAGUGAAGACUCCCAUCUUCGCCUUCAAGCUGUGGACCUGCAUAUCUGACCUGAUCGAAUUGGACGCCCGCAUGCCUUGGUUGAGCGGAACGCUCUCGAUGCUUCAGCUCGGAGCUAUGAAAGGUCCAGGCCGGGUCGCCGCCCUAAACGGACCCAUGGACAGGUAG
Messenger RNA from Colletotrichum siamense, 1275 nucleotides. It is a transcript of the gene pxa1, whose product is annotated as PXA domain protein 1. The transcript has 3 exons. Gene Ontology annotation, biological process: protein targeting to lysosome; early endosome to late endosome transport; endosome to lysosome transport. Bases 1 to 1275 code for a protein of 424 amino acids. Gene Ontology annotation, molecular function: phosphatidylinositol binding. Gene Ontology annotation, cellular component: early endosome; extrinsic component of endosome membrane; late endosome. NCBI's taxonomy places the organism in Eukaryota, Fungi, Ascomycota, Sordariomycetes, Glomerellales, Glomerellaceae. The record is from RefSeq and is a predicted model, not a curated record.